AUGGCAGGAGGCAAAGGAAAGAGUAUUGGAGGCAAGGCGUCAGGCGCAAAGGACUCAAGCACGAAGACGCAGAAAUCGCACAGCGCAAAGGCUGGUCUGCAGUUUCCAUGCGGUCGAGUCAAGCGUUUCCUCAAGAACAACACUCAGAAUAAGAUGCGCGUAGGCGCAAAAGCCGCCGUAUAUGUAACCGCAGUCCUUGAAUAUCUCACCGCCGAAGUCCUCGAACUUGCCGGCAAUGCCGCGAAAGAUCUCAAAGUCAAGCGUAUCACGCCUCGCCACCUGCAGCUUGCUAUUCGAGGCGACGAAGAGUUGGACACUUUGAUCCGAGCCACAAUCGCGUUCGGUGGUGUUCUACCCCACAUCAACAGAGCGCUAUUACUGAAGGUCGAGCAAAAGAAGAAGAAGGGAGCAGAAGCCUAA
This is a messenger RNA of Lithohypha guttulata, 420 nucleotides long. It is a transcript of the gene HTZ1, whose product is annotated as histone H2A.Z. Bases 1 to 420 code for a protein of 139 amino acids. Gene Ontology annotation, molecular function: structural constituent of chromatin; DNA binding; protein heterodimerization activity. The transcript has 3 exons. Gene Ontology annotation, cellular component: chromatin; nucleosome. The record is from RefSeq and is a predicted model, not a curated record. NCBI's taxonomy places the organism in Eukaryota, Fungi, Ascomycota, Eurotiomycetes, Chaetothyriales, Trichomeriaceae. Gene Ontology annotation, biological process: heterochromatin formation.